Molecule: messenger RNA, 1881 nt
Organism: Symbiodinium natans
Lineage: Eukaryota; Dinophyceae; Suessiales; Symbiodiniaceae
Source: the annotation of a GenBank genome assembly
AUGGCGCAAACUUUACGAGUUAUUCCGCCGCUGCCCACCACCGAGAGAGGAACCUCCUGUUCCAUCACGUGUGACAAAGCUGGUGAGCUGUUGCUCUACUGCAGCGGCAGCAAUGUAAUUUGGCGGCCGGUGUCUGCUAUGGCAGCAGGAACCGAAAAGCCCGAGGAAGUAUUCUGCUGGAGAGGUCAUGUGAAGAACACCACCUGCGCAGCUAUGUCCCCCAACGGCCAGUGGGUUGCUUCCGGUGAUGUCACCGGAGCAGUGAGAGUCUGGGGUGCCAAAGGGGACCACGCCCAGAAGAAUGAGUACAGACUCUGGGAUGGAGUUGUGAAAGAUGUGGCGUGGAGCGACGAUAACGGCCGCUUGGUUGCAGCUGGUGAUGGCAAGGAGGUGAGGGCGGCGGCAAUGAUUUGGGACACUGGCAGCAAGACCGGCGAGGUAAGCGGCCACACGAAGCAGGUGAACUCGAUUGCUUUCCGAUCGCAGCGGCCGUUCAGAGUGGUCACCGGAGGGGAGGACAUGCAGGUGAUCUUCCACCAGGGCCCACCCUUCAAGUUUGCCAGGUCCUACACCAACCACUCCAACUUCGUCAACAGCGUGCGCUACUCGCCGGACGGCGCAUGGUUCGCUUCCGCCGGCUCCGACUCCAAGCUUUGCUUGUACGAGGGUAAGGAGGGCGAGUUCUUGAAGGAGUUUGCGAAGCCGGAGGGUGUCUCUGGCAGCUUCUGGGCCAUGGCCUGGUCCCCGGACUCAAGCCAAAUCGUUACGGCUGGAGGAGACAAGAAGCUUCGCAUCUGGGACCGAGAGGCAGCCGCCCAGGUGGCGGAAGCAAGUGUCGGUACAGGCCUGGGGGACAUGCAAGUGGGCGUGUCUUGGGCGUCCUCCACGCGCGUGGUCUCGGUCUGUUUGGAUGGACGGCUGCUUCUCUGGGAUGUCGCAACUGGGCUGAGCCUGGCUGGCACCGUCAACGGCACGCAGGGACCUUUGAACUGUUUGGCCUGCGACAAGAAGUUGAAGUGCUUGGUCUAUGGAGGGACGGAAGGUUCUGUUGCCAUCGCUCCGGCGUCAGGGCCAACGAUCCAGGCGAGUAUUGGGAAGGGUAUUCAGCAUGUGCUAGGACACUCGGACUCGUUCGCAGGGAAGCCGGAAGCCUGGAUCAUCUCGCUGGACGACUGUAUCCGCAAGAUUGGCUUGGAAUCUGGCGAGGUAAGCGCACCGGUCGAGGUGAAGGAGUUCAUGGUUGGUGCAGGAUGGUUGGAUGCUGGUGAAUCGAAGCUGAUCGUUGCCACUGGCAAGCGGAACUUCCAUUGUGUUUCAGAUUCGAUUCUCUGGAGCAAGGCGGAGGCUGUGAAGAGGAGGCCCACUGCCUUUGCCAGCCUCGCAGGAAAGAAGGUGGCUGUGGCAUUGGAGCAGCCCGAGGGUCAGACGGGUGGUAUGUCAAGUGCACAGUACGACAUCCAGCUGUUGGACAUUGCCGACGAGACUGCCGAUGGCCUGGUGGAAAAGGCGGUCUUGCAACGCCACCUUGCAGAAGUGUGUGCCCUGCGCUUCUCCCCGACAGGGGAGCACCUUGCCUCCAGUGACGCAGCUCACAAGAUUGUGGUGUGGGGGCUGAUGGAUGAGGUUCCUGUAGCCAAGAUUUCCGACUGGAACUUCCACACCGCAAGGGUCGGAUCCUUGGAUUGGCUCGAGGGUGGCCAGAAGCUUGUCAGCGGCUCCCUGGACAGACAUCUUUUUGUCUGGGACAUUCGGGACCCUGCGUCCAAGGUGCAGAUCAAGGACACGCACAAGGGUGGGGUCACGGCCGUGGCUGCAGUGAGCGAUUCCAGCUUCGCUUCUGCCGGUCAUGACGGUUUCGUGCUGCUACAUGGGCUGAGCUAA